Messenger RNA from Eucalyptus grandis, 3519 nucleotides. RefSeq lists its product as uncharacterized. The record is from RefSeq and is a predicted model, not a curated record. Bases 109 to 705 code for a protein of 198 amino acids. The transcript has 2 exons. NCBI's taxonomy places the organism in Eukaryota, Viridiplantae, Streptophyta, Magnoliopsida, Myrtales, Myrtaceae.
GUAAGUGCCGGCUUCGCAGUGCCGUCUCCAUCAGCAAAUGAGUGUGCAGAGUUGGAGUCUUUGAGAGUCAGGACAGAGCCCAAAAGAACCCGAGGUGAAAAGAAGAAAAUGAUGAACAAGAUCAAGAAGGAAUUUGAAGAUGGAAGGAAGCUGAUAAGGAAGAAGGUCGACCCGAAAGAUCUGAAACCUGGCGACCACAUCUACGCUUAUAGGCUAUACGGCUUUUAUAGUCACCAUGGAAUAUACGUGGGAGAUGGUUAUGUGAUUCACUUCACCAGGACAGAAGGCAAGGAGGCCAUCCUCCCAUAUUCUAGAGUUGAAGCCAAAACUGUGCCUGCCUGUCGAGAAUGUGGUUACCAGAAAAACACUGGCGGUGGGGUCAUCAAGACGUGCCUCGAUUGCUUCCGUCGAGCCCGCGAGACGCUUCAUUCCAUUCAUUACUUCAUGUAUGGUGCACCGCAAUUGGGCUUUCUCCUGAAAAAUUCUGGAACUUGCAGCACCCUUUCCUGUACCAAAUCCCCACAAGAAGUUGUUCAAGCUGCUUAUGAGCUUCUCAAGAGCAAAGACUUUGGUAAGUAUGAUCUUACUGGAAAUAACUGCGAACAUUUCGCGACUUACUGUAAGACGAGUCGACGUGCCAGUGAGCAGACGGCAUUUUAUGAGCCUUUUUUGAUGAAGCACGGAGAGCCGAAGAACCACUCAUGAAAUUGGGAAAGUAGUGUUAUUUCCACUUGCGAUAGUUUUUAAUCUGAGAGUAUAAAAGUUGAGAUGCUAUUCAUGUCAAAAGUAGUGGAAUGAGGAUAUUGGUUCAUAUCUCAAGUAGAAGUACAAUGCAAUAUGGCCGUGGUGUUCAUGCUAAUGCAAUUGUUUAGCGAAAUAAUGAGCUAACUUUCUUGAUGCUUCCACCCUCAAACCAAUCUCAUGGAUACUGUGCCGACAUUCAAUUCUAGGAAGAUCUAGUGGCGCUCCUAUGCCAUGAGUGCUUUUCCAUGUUUUGUGACAGGGCAUUGAAUUUUUUGUUUGAUUCCUUGCUUUUUCUUUCCUUUGUUCUUGCCGUGGUUUAGAAUAUUCAAAUGCUCAGAGAAAUCGCUGUGCUGUAUCUUAUGACAUAGCACACUCACAGGAUACAAGAGAGGAUCUGCAAUUCGAAUUGUCUGUGGUUUUUAGGACUCCAUUUAUUGGAUUUUAUUCACAUCAUGUUAGAGUUGGGACUGCAGUGUUAUUGUCAAUCAAGUGCAAAGAUCAUAAAUGUGCAUCAACAUAGCUGCCAAAAGUUCCUCAUGAAACAUGAAGAAGACAGCACAGAUGAAUGAGAAAUUUGACAUUAGGCUUAACAAGAUUUUUGGUUUUUCCUUAUGUCAACCUACUUUGAUUCUCUGUAAAGCAGAAUCAGCUGUCGGGUAGCCAAGUUUCAUAACUCUUCUACCCUUUAGUCAUUCGCAUUGAUGAGGGUCGUCCAUCUCUGUGCCCCAACCUCUGUUUCCAGGCAAAGUUUGGUUGACUGGACCGUCAUUCUAUGGCUGUUUUUUUUAGACAUGCCACCCCUUAUAUGCAGAAGAGAAGUUAUAUGCAGAAUAUAAGUUACUGCUCGAAGUUUAGACUUUCCUGUUCUGCUUGAGAACUUUGUUCGCUGGUGCAAGGCAUGCUGACUCACGUAUAAUGAUGGAAUGUCUUUCUCUGGUGGACAAGAGCUUGUUCAAUGGUUCAUUUUGCUUACUCAGUUGAACUUCUUCCAGCAUCUCCUGCGCUUUACAUUGGUGUAAGAUCGGAGGUUAUUUCAUACAAUUAGCCUGAUUAUGGCAUAGCUCCUCGCUAUAGUGAUCGAAGCAUAGUUGUACGUUUGCUCGUCUCUUUUUCGUGCCUGCUGCUUUGUCUUGAUUCUUUAUGCUAUUGAUGUGAAUUAUCAUGAUCUUGAAGUCCUGCAUACGGCCUUAUUGAUCGACAAGAUUUGCUGGGUCUGACCUCUUUUUAACUCUGUAAGUGGUACUGAACUUGCCUAUGUUCAUCAGGAAAAUGGUCUGCUUUAGCUGUUACAUCUGACAUCACUGUCUCUGUGUUACUCUGAUUAUUUUUCCGUCCUCAAAAUAUGAACUCCAUGGAAUGCCUUAUGUUGACAUUUCCUUGCCAACAGACGUAACAUCACAUCGAUCAACACCGAGAUGAAGACCUGUUUUUAGGUUACAAGAAUUACUUAGUUGCACGUAUGGCAGGAUUAGCACAUGCCCAACUGGAGAAAGCUCACAUGAAAAUCUGCAAAACAAUCGUGCCCCGUUGAAACUUGAUUCUUUGCUCAGAAAAUGCAGGGCGUUGCAUCGUAUGGUGUAGCAAACUCCCAGGGUACGAUAGCUAGAACUAUUCUAUUCUGAUUUUCUAUGAUUUUAGGGCUCCGUUUACUAGUUGGGACUGCACUGUUAUUGUCAAUCGAGUGCACAGAUCACAUAGCGCUUCGAGGUAGCUGCGGCCAAAAAAUGGCCCUGGUGCGAGCCUGAUUGUUCAUUUUUUUCACAAAUAAGGAACAAUGGGAAUUUGCGUUGGCCCAGCCUCUUAUCGGGGAUGACAGCCGAAGGAGCUUGUUCUGAAAGGAAUAGCCUCUCAUCAUAUUGCAGUAGAUUCAAAAGUAGGAGAAGGUUUUUUAUUAAUGAAUCGAUAAACCAAGGACCUACGAAAGUUGGGGCCUUGGUCAAUAUUGGAUCAAACAAUAGUCAUAUGAGUUGAUACCAUCACGAUCUAGAGAAGGGUCUUGUCCCAAUUUUUGUGAAAAUACACUACCGGAGAUAUUCGUGUUACUUCGUCCGCACUGGAUCGAUGGCAGUAGUGCCAGAGGUGCAUGCCAAAGACAGGCCAGGGUUUGGUGGAAGCCAGUCUCUGAGAAAAGACAGAAGUUCCUGAACAAGCAUGAAGAUGACAACUGAAGAUGAGUGCGGAAUUUGAGAUCUGGCUCAACAAGAUUUUCAAUUCUUCCUUAUUUCAACCUACUUCGUGUCUUUGCAUAGCAGAAUCGGCUGUUGGGGUUGGGAACUUCUGUGACCUUUUUAUACCUUAGUCAUUUAUACUGAUGGGAGCGUCCAGCUCCAUAUGCCCCGAGCUCUUUUUUCAUUCAAAGUUCAGUCGACCGGACCAUCAUUCUGUGGCUAUUUUCUCCAACAUGCUGCCACUCAUAUGCAGAAGGGAAGGUCUGCUCGAAGCUUGGAACUUUCCUGUUCUGCUCGAGAACCUUGUUCGCUUGUGCAAGGGAUGUAGACUUAUCUGUAACGAUCUGGUCUCUUUUGUUGGAGGACAAGAGCUUGGUGUAUAGUUCAUAUUGCUUGCUUGAUCAAAAUUCUUCUACCAUCUCCAGAGUUUCACAUUGGUUUAGGAAAGGAGGCUAUUACAUACAAGUAGCCUGAUUAUGGCAUAGCUCCUGGCUACAGUGAUUGAAGCAUAAUUGGACAUUUGCUCGUCCGUUCAUGAUAACUUCUGCUUUGUCUUGAUUCUUUAUGCUAUUUGUGUUAAUCCUCAUGAUCUUGAAGUCUGGCUUUC